Molecule: messenger RNA, 429 nt
Organism: Phacochoerus africanus (Common warthog)
Lineage: Eukaryota; Metazoa; Chordata; Mammalia; Artiodactyla; Suidae
Product: histone H3.3-like
Exons: 1
Coding region: 1-429 (142 amino acids)
Cellular component (GO): nucleosome
Molecular function (GO): protein heterodimerization activity; structural constituent of chromatin; DNA binding
Source: RefSeq, a predicted model, not a curated record
AUGGCUCAUACAAAGCAGAUCACCCACAAAUCAACCUGUGGUAAAACACUGGGGAAGCAACUAACUACAAAAGCCACACAUAAAAGUGCGCCCUCUACUGGAGGCACAAGCCUGGUACCGUGGCACUCUGAAAUUAGUCCACUGAACUUUUGGGGGGGUGGGUGGCGAGCCAGCCAGGAGCCGAACCUAGCCACUGAACUUCUGAUUUGCAAGCUUCCCUUCCAGCGUUUGGUGCAGAGAAUUGCUCAGGAGUUCGAAACAGAUCUGUGCUUCCAGAGUGCAGCUAUUGGUGCUUUGCAGGAGGCAAGUGAGGCCUAUCUGGUUGGCCUUUUUGAAGACACCAGCCUGUGUGCUAUCCAUGCCAAACGUGUAACAAUUAUGCCAAAAGACAUCCAGCUAACAUGCCUCAUACAUGGAAAACGUGCUUAA